AUGGAGAAAGAAAUAAUCAUCUCCAACUCCGAGUCGAACAAUUUCCACGAAAUGAAAGAGGCUUACGUCAAGCUUUUGGCAAACGACGUUCACGGCUUGAAGAAGAUUUACCACGAAAACCUUGAAGCGUUGUUCAGUCGAGUCACCGUGUGCAGGGACACUAUAUUUCACGUCGCGGCUUACCGAGGGAGCGAGGAGAUGCUCGAGAUGCUGGUUAAAUUGGUGCCGCCGGCGAGGAAACGCGAGCUGAUCAGGAUGAAGAACGUUUACGGAAACACCGUUCUGCACGAAGCGGCGACCACCGGUAAAAUCAGAGCGGCUGACUUGUUGAUCAGCGAGCUGUUGUUCUCCGUCGACGGAGAAAAUGAUGCGCGGGAAAGGGAGGAGAUACUGGCGGAUCGGAACAAGUUUGGGGAGACGCCGUUGUUCAGAGCGGCGGAGUAUGGGAACAAGAUGAUGGUGAUGUAUUUGGCUAGGGAGAUUGAACGAGUGGGGAAUCUUCAUAAGCAUUACACCAGAGACGAUGGAGUCUCCAUUCUUCAUAUUGCAGUCAUCGGCCAACACUUUGACACUGCAAUUUGGUCUGUGGAAAAGUAUCCACAGCUUGCAAAGUACAAAGACAACAAUGGGAAGACGGGUCUUCAUCUGCUGGCUGCCAUGACCACUGCUUUCAGGAGUAGUUUUUCCUAUGGAAUAUUCGAGCGAUUCGUCUAUCAUAGCGUUCCGGACGAACCAUGUUGCGGAGAUGAGAGCGACAAGCUCCCAAUAGUUCUGCAGAGCAGAGAUUUGGAGCAGGGUGAGCCAAGCAAAGCUCGCCAUCAAUCGGGCCACUCCAAGGGGUUCAAGCUGUACUGCCGGUUCUGGAGGUGCCUUGCCACAGGAUGGAAAAUAAUUGAUCGGAUGUGGAGUCAAAAGAAAAUGCAUUCAUCAGCUGUUGUACUCGCGAAUCUUUUGGUGCGAACCGAUUCGUCUUGGUUCGAGUCUCAUGAACCAGAAGAGGACGAUACGAUUUGCUUGGAGAGAAAGGAAGACAAAGAAGAAGAGGUGAAGAGAAGUGUGACCGCCGAACCUGAUACGCCGUUGUUUAUCGCGGCGAGCACCGGGAUCGUUGAAAUUGUGGAGGAGAUACUCAAGGAGUACCCUCAAGCAAUUGAGCACAUCAAUAAAAUGGGGCAGAACAUAUUGCAUGUCGUCACUUUACAUCGUACAUACAAAGUGUAUGAUGCGGUUAUGUGUCGUGAAGAGAAAAAUAGGUUGGUUCGAGGGAUCGAUAAUCAUGGCUGCACCAUAUUGCACCAUGCUGCUGACACCAAAUAUUAUCAUCAUGGUUCACCCAGACAUACCCCUGCUAUCAAAUUGCAACAGGAAUUCAAAUGGUUUGAGGAAGUGAGGACUCAUGUUCCGCCGCAUUUCGAUCUGCACCGAAACAAGGACAACAAGACAGCCGAUAAGUUGUUCAAGGAAACGCACUUGGAGCAACUUAAAACGGCGCAAGAGUGGGUGAAGAACACCUCUCAGUCAUGCUCUACGGUGGCCGUUCUAGUCACCGCCGUCGUGUUUGCAGCCGCGUACACAGCCCCGGGGGGCUUCCAGUCGGGCGACGGAAAGCCCGUCCUCCUGGAGAAACCACUCUACUCGUUCUUCACCGUCAUGGACGUGGCCGGGCUCGCGAGCUCCUUGACCUCGGUGGUGAUCUUCCUGUCGAUCCUCACCUCCUCACUGGAGUUCGAAGAUUUCCAAAACAAAGUCCCACGUAAUCUCUCGCUGGGAUUUACUUUCCUCUUCUUCUCCAUCACGACAACCAUGCUUACAUUCACGGCCACGAUUCUUCUGCUUGUUCAUUUGAAAAAAACUUGGACUGCGAUUUUAACAUACGUGGCAGCGUUCCUUCCCAGCGGCAUCUUCGCGUUGUUUCAGUUCCCUUUGUACUACGAGUACUCCAUUGCAGCUGCGAAGACCAUUUUUGAUUUCCUCAGGAAGAAUAUGCCUGGCAAUUGGGAGUUGACCAAGACUUCAAUCUCGAAAGCUAUGCAUUAA
Molecule: messenger RNA, 2037 nt
Organism: Hibiscus syriacus
Lineage: Eukaryota; Viridiplantae; Streptophyta; Magnoliopsida; Malvales; Malvaceae
Exons: 5
Coding region: 1-2037 (678 amino acids)
Molecular function (GO): protein binding
Source: RefSeq, a predicted model, not a curated record